Messenger RNA from Monosiga brevicollis MX1, 3021 nucleotides. RefSeq lists its product as uncharacterized. Gene Ontology annotation, biological process: ribosomal large subunit biogenesis; endonucleolytic cleavage in ITS1 to separate SSU-rRNA from 5.8S rRNA and LSU-rRNA from tricistronic rRNA transcript (SSU-rRNA, 5.8S rRNA, LSU-rRNA); ribosomal large subunit export from nucleus. Gene Ontology annotation, cellular component: nucleolus; nucleus; preribosome, large subunit precursor. The coding region runs from base 1 to 3021 and encodes 1006 amino acids. The transcript is spliced from 3 exons. Gene Ontology annotation, molecular function: protein binding. The record is from RefSeq and is a predicted model, not a curated record. NCBI's taxonomy places the organism in Eukaryota, Choanoflagellata, Craspedida, Salpingoecidae.
AUGUCUUCGGAUGAAAGCGACUCCCCUCCUCGCUCCACCGCACUCCGCGCGCCCACCCCUAUCGCCCCUCCCGCGCAUGAUGGUGACGGUGACACAAACGGCAGUGCCACGCCAGAGCCAUUGGUGCAAUCACCUACACCCGCUCAAAUGGUGCUGCCAUAUCCAUCGGGUACACAACAAACCCAUUCCGAUCCCUCUCCGCCCUCUGCUUCACCCCCUGCCACUACCAUUUUGCCCGCUGCCAUUUCACAUCCUGUCGAACACAGUGAGCAUGCAAACUCAGCCCCACUUGGCGAAGUCAGUGAAAGUGAAACACACAAUACAGCGGGCGAACACAGUGAGAGUGAGCAAGAUGUUCUUCUCAGCGAUCCCGCUCCGCCCAUCGCUGCCAACGUGCUGGAUACCCAGCGCAAGGUCCUGCUGAAGACAUCUGGCCACAGGCAACUCCUCGCCUGCCCAUUUGGGCUUUGCAAAUGCAAGGGGCCCCGCCUUGACCGCAAAGCUUGGGUCAAUCAUGUACUACGCGAGCACCCCUACGACGAGCAAGCCACUGAUCUGGUCAAGCAGGUGAUGGAGGCCAAAUUGGUCGCCCAGUGCAACAAGUGUCACCUCUUCUUCGAAGCUGCUGGUAUCAGUCAACACCGCUCCCGAUGUGGUGCCAAACUGAAGCGAGCGACCGAGGCGUUGUUUCAUGCGGCUGGACACGACCUGCUUGAGAUUAUGCGUGGCGCUUGGCCCCAACAGUGUGUAGGGUCUCGCAUCAGUGUCUGCGAGCUGCUCAAGCUCGCCCGGCAUCCACUGAUGCAGCGCAGCCGCUACCCAUCCAACGCCACCGAGACCAAGCUGAUGGCUGCCACCUUGAGCCAGCUGUAUUGGUCUGCCGUCCACUCGGACUAUACCGCUGAAGAGCGAGAGAUGUCAGAUUGCCAAGCAUUUGAUGCCGACAAGGCUCGUGCCGUGAUUGGUAAUUCUGAGGUUCAGGCCGUGCGCGACCUCUUGGUACCGCCCGGGCUGACCCCGUACAUUGCUUCGACACCCGCCUCCACGUCUACACUGGCACCAGCCACGGCUGUGAGCUCCCCAACCGUUUCCUUCACCAAGGGUGAGCUCCCCAAGGCGUUGGCGGCCACGAAGGGCGUCACUGACCCCUAUGGUUGGUCUGGUGAGCUUCUUGCCUCCAUCUACCGCAUCAAGGAGCACUUCAGUCAAGUCUUGGGCCCACGCCAGGGUCCUACCAGCGACCCGACUGCUCCUUCUGAUGGAGACGCGCCUCAGGGCCCCACCACCGCCACUGGAGGUCCUCAGGUUGCCUUGAACAAGAUCUUUCACCACAUUGCCAACAACACCGUGCCCGAGUCGAUUCGACAUGCCCUUUGCUCCAUCAACUACACUAUCCUGGAGAAGGCCAAUGGCAAGUUUCGACCCGUGGGCACGGAUUCCAUCUUCAACAAGGUUGUCAACCGCGCUCUGCUCGAGCAACAGCAGCCCCAUAUUGCCCACUUGCUACAGGCCAGUCCAGAGCUGGCUGUCAGAGUCAAGGACGGCAUUUCAGCAGCGGUUGGCAUGGCCUUUGGUGAGCUUCAAGCCUGUGAGUCUACCCCGGGCUGGACUAUGCUCUCCCUCGAUUUCAAGAGUGCCUUCAACUACACCGACCGAGCACGGCUGCACGAGAUUGUGGCCGACAAGGUCCCUGGCCUCUUGCGCGCCUUUGAACGACACUAUGCUCGACCCACUACCCACUGCAUUGUCGACAAGUUCUUCAAGGUGAUUGACAUUGAUGUUGGCCAAGGCAUUGUGCAGGGCAACGAGCUAUCGCCCUUCUUCUUUGCCCUGUACUCCUGUGAGGUCCUGGGUCUCCUCGACGCCAGCACUGACUACCGCUGCAAGAUCAUCAAAUACCUCGACGACAUUGUACUGAUGGGUCCCGCGGAGGACGUGGCGGCCGACGUGGAGAUUGUCAAGGCUCGUGCAGAGUCUGCUGGCCUUCAUCUGCAGCCCAGUAAGAGCCGCUUCUACAUGCCUCGCCACCAUUCGGCUUCCAUCACUGCUAUCAAGUCUGUAUUGCCAGAUGCCAUGCGCGAGACGGCCAACACGGGCAUGACGGUCUUGGGAACGCCGAUUGGCCGUCGCGAGUGGAUGAAGAAGCAGCUGAACGACAAGGCAAAGCACAUUGCUGGCAAGCUCAAUGACAUGCUGACGACCGGUGUCUCGCUUCAGGCCCUCCUCACGGCCAUGCAGUACGUGCCUAGCCUCAUCAACCACCUCUACACGCUGCCCCCAAGUCUCACGUCGGGCUUCUUGACCAUGCGGGGUCGGGACAAGUUGCGUCGCUUGAGCGACACGACCUUUGCCAUUGCGGUUGUGUCCAUGAUGGGUUUUGGCCUCCAUGAACUCAUCAAUGUCAAGCCGACGGACAAGUGCCCGCUCUGCAGCAGCAGGACACCUCAGCCGCGACUGACCCGCGAGCACCUGUUGACCUGCCGUCCCAUCAAGCGUCACAACGCCCUUCGCGACGAGAUGGGCCGCCUGCUCAGGUACGCCACCCUCUCCCAUGUCUGGGUGGAAAAGUCUGGCUACAACGCCAACGGUCAGAGCUGCCGCAUCGACCUGCACUGCCGCAACCCCUUUCCCGGCGGUGCUCUGGGCCCAGCUCUGCCCGACCUGGGCAUUGACGUGACUGUGCGCACAGCCCAACCCCCGACCACCUCGCAAGCCUGCAUCAAGGUGGGCGCUGCCCUUCGCCGAGCCGAAAAGGAGAAGCGCGACUACUACACCGGUUUCAACCAUGGAAAAACUCUGAUCGUCCCUGCGGCGAGGACGACAACCGGUGGGUUCGCCUCCUCCUUUGUGGAUCUGCUUGGUCAGCUCGCCCGCUGCGCCGAGGCCCGUGGUGUGUACCAGCCGGGGCUGGACGAGGCCUUUGUUCCUCGGUGGAAGGGUCGCUUUGCGGCGCUGGUCCAUCAGAUGAACGCUGACCACAUCCAGCGCCACUUUGGCGGUGUCUGCCUGCGCUCGUCGUAG